AUGCCACCCAUCCAAGCGCCCGUUACAGCUCAAGAGCUCCAAACCCUCUCCACAAAGGCUAUCGACGCCAAAGCCGCCGCAUACUGCCCGUACUCGAAGUUCCGCGUCGGCGCAUGCAUUCUCACUGCAUCGGGCGAGUUUGUCGUCGGCGCGAACGUGGAAAACGUGGCUUAUCCCGUUGGAACAUGCGCUGAGCGUGUUGCGUUUGCUACUGCUAUUGUGGCCGGCCACAAGGAGUUUCGGGCUAUUGCCGUUGCGACGGAUAUUACGCCUGGCGCGUCGCCGUGUGGGAUGUGUCGACAGUACAUGCGCGAGUUCACUACGCCUUCAUUCCCGGUGUACAUGUAUGACGGGCAGGGAAACUAUACCGUGAAGACGAUGGGCGAGUUGCUGCCGGAUUCUUUUGGCCCAGAGGACUUGCCCAAAUGA
Penicillium daleae is the source of this 429-nucleotide messenger RNA. Its product is annotated as cytidine deaminase. The transcript has 5 exons. Gene Ontology annotation, molecular function: cytidine deaminase activity; zinc ion binding. Gene Ontology annotation, cellular component: cytosol. The record is from RefSeq and is a predicted model, not a curated record. Bases 1 to 429 code for a protein of 142 amino acids. Lineage: Eukaryota; Fungi; Ascomycota; Eurotiomycetes; Eurotiales; Aspergillaceae.